Aphanomyces invadans is the source of this 2890-nucleotide messenger RNA. RefSeq lists its product as hypothetical. The record is from RefSeq and is a predicted model, not a curated record. The transcript has 8 exons. Bases 100 to 1356 code for a protein of 418 amino acids. Gene Ontology annotation, biological process: microtubule-based movement. Gene Ontology annotation, cellular component: microtubule; spindle; centrosome. Gene Ontology annotation, molecular function: ATP hydrolysis activity; ATP binding; microtubule motor activity. NCBI's taxonomy places the organism in Eukaryota, Oomycota, Saprolegniomycetes, Saprolegniales, Verrucalvaceae.
GCGAUGGAAACGCCAAGAUGGCGGCGAGUUUAUCUUUAGUUUUCGUACGGUCGGGUCGAUUUUAGCAAUUUGCGUCGCACAACAUCGCCGCAGCAAGCCAUGGUGCCUGAGAAGCAAUGGCGCGACAAGGGUGACAUGAUGGACAAGCGCACGGCCCGGAAGGUCCAUGGACUGGACUUCCGCACCGUGAUCACGCAGUUGCGACGGCAGUGGACCCAUCACCACACCAAGAACCAAGACGUGGACGGCACGCCCGAGUCGUCCAACCCAAGCGGCAUCCAAGUCUACAUUCGCAAACGCCCGAUGCUCCCGCACGAACCCAAGAAGAAGGAGUACGACGUCGUCACGUGCGCCGGCAGCGACACGAUCAUUGUUCACGACUGCCAAAUGUAUGCAGACAUGAAACGAAAGUUUAUCGAGAACCAUGUCCACAAAUUCUCCAAGUGCUUUGGCGAAACUGCGUCGACCGACGAUGUAUUCGAUGAAGUGGGCAAGCCGCUUGUCGACCACGCCAUUGCCGGUGGCAAGUCCGUCAUUAUGAUGUAUGGGCAAACGGGCUCUGGCAAGACGCACACAAUGUCCGGGUUGCAUGACAACAUUGCGGACAUGCUGUUUCGGAACAACGGCGGUGGCGAUAGCGUUGUCGUGACCGCUGUCGAAAUUGCCGGCACCAAGUGCAUGGACCUCCUCCGCCGGCGACAAAAGGUCCUCGUGUGUGACGAUGAAGCAGGAAACAGUCGACUCUUGAACGUGACGGAGCGCGAGGCCACGUCUGCGCCCGCGCUCUUGGCGAUCAUCCACGAAGCACUCGACAUGCGCGCCACGGAAGCCACAUCAGUGAAUGCAGUGUCGUCGCGAUCGCAUUUCCUUUGCUCGAUUUCGAUUCAAGACACGGCCAAACCCGGUGCCAGUCGGUCGAAACCAUCCGCGACGACGCCAUGCCGACCACCGGGCGUGCUCACGUUGCUCGAUCUGGCGGGAAGCGAACGCAAUGAAGACUCGUUUCAUCAUUCGGCGGACCGGCGGCGGGAAACGAUCGAGAUCAACUCGAGCCAUCUCGCACUCAAGCAGUGCGUGCGGGCAUUGGGUGCCGAGGACCCGACCGCAGUCGUCCCGUACCGACACUCCAUCUUGACGCGGCUGCUGAAAGAGUCGCUGUGGGCCAACGGAUCGCGCGCUGCCGUGAUUGCCACCGUGUCCCCGAUCGCGACAGGUGGGUACAACAACACCACUUCAUGCUCUCUUUACGACAUGUGUGCAUUCGCUUGGAGACCUGAAUACGCGGUGGCUCACGGACAUGAUGGCACACUGCAGACACGGAGCAUACGCUGCACACGCUGCAAUAUGCAGCUAUGAUGCUCUCCGACGACAAUGGUCCAGUUCGCAAGGAGCGGGUCGAGGUGGCAUCCGCCGUGGAAGAGGCCAAGGCCAAGGCCAUCAAGGACUGGGCCCCAGACGAUGUCGUGAAGUGGUGGUCGGGGUUGAAAAAGGGUCUGUACGCCAAGUACACUGGUAACAUCAAGGCGAUCGAUGGCAAGCAGCUGCUGCGGUUGGCACUGCCUCGGUUGAUUCAGCUCUGCAACAACAACUCGAUCGACGGAGAGGCCGUGUUCAAGAGUCUCCAGAAGGAAAAGGCUGCCGACGACAAAUCCGACAAGGAACGCCGAGCGCGCAACAUUGCCGUCCGCAAGAACAAGUAGCACCGUCCGAAAGCAUGGCCCACAUUCCACACGUGCUGUUCUGUUUCAUAAACGAUCGCUGAUAGCUGGGAUUCUUGACGUGUGAAUGAACGAGGAACGGGGUGUGGCAAGGUGCAUGCGUGCCACUAGGAUCGAAGGGGACGCGAAUUGAUCAGCAAAUCCGAUUAAAUUAAUUCGCACUAGCUAGGUCCAGGAACGAUGGCUCCAGAACACCCGAUUCCCCCGAGGACGACUCCACAGGACCAGCUAGAGUACAUAGUGAGGGUGCUAGUGACGAGGAGCAAGGUGCAGCCAGCCCACCACAGCGCCACGACGCUCCACCCGGCGGCACGACUUUGACCACCACCCCAUCGCCAAACUUGAGCUUCCACGGGUGAAUUGGGUAGCCAAAUGAGACUGACAAACACACCAAAACUAGCCAACGGACCAAGAGCCAUCAAGUCGCCAACUUGAGUUUGCACCGACGGCGUGAUCGAUGCCGUGUCGGCUUCGAGCACGUUCACCAACGUGUCCUGCAGGGUGGUGCUGUACACAGCGGUCACGAUGGGAACGGCUACUAGUUGAACCGACAUCGCGAGACUCGACAUCGUGGCUUCGAAUCCGACCGGGGCGUACUCCACGACGGGCAAGAGGCUUACAAUGUGGCGGAUGCCGUGGGGGACCUGCAGCACCAGCAGCGUUCCGUACCAGAACCACGACACACGAGAUGUCCCGUACACUGUGCACGAUGCAUGGAGGCUGCCAACCACCCCGAUGGCUAUGGUCGACCACGCCAGUGCCGCUUUCCAUCGCCGCUUGGUCACGGCCACCAUGGCGAGUCCAAACACAACAGCGCCAGCACCAACGACAAACAGGCUUUGUCGAGGGGCUACGUUCGCGUCGCCAUGGUGCAGCCAUGACCGCUCGAUCCACACGUCGAGGACCUCGCGCUUAAAGACGGACGUGCCGCCGUUUCCAACGUGGAUCGCGAGAGAAAACAGAAACGAGAAGAGCAAGUACGCCGCGAUCGCUUUCGAUUGAAGGCAGGUCCAGAGAGCGAUCACAUUGUCGAGGAACGAAGCGCGCGGUGAGGACGUCGUGAGGGAAGUGGGCAAUGCGCCUGGCGGAUGUCGACUCGUCGCAAGAAAAUACACGAACGGAGUGGGCACGACCGACAGCAUGGCAAGACUAUAGAUCAAGCCGAGGUAGUU